Pocillopora verrucosa is the source of this 1622-nucleotide messenger RNA. The record is from RefSeq and is a predicted model, not a curated record. NCBI's taxonomy places the organism in Eukaryota, Metazoa, Cnidaria, Anthozoa, Scleractinia, Pocilloporidae.
GAUCUAUCUUAUUUAGAUUUCCUUGAACGUGUCUCGCGCAAGUUAGCAGGGGUCUCGAAUGAGGUUCCCACGAUAGAAAUCUUUGUCUCAGCUUGGAAGCAAAUACCGUCGUAGAGCGCUAAUACAGUUUGUGUGGCCCGCAGCAAAGUCAUGAACAAAUCAACCACGAGGUUACUCUGCCUCUUAGUGACUGGAUGUUUCUUACAUAAAGUGAAAGGCCAACAGUGUAGCGCGACUGGUACUAACGGAAUAGCUGCCUGUCAGUGCAACUUUAUGGAGGCCUGUGAUGCACAGGGAAACCCGAAUCCCAACUUAGCACAAUACUUGCCGACAGGUGUGGAUCAGCUGGGGCUUGUCGAACAAGGACAACGAAACCUGGCGUAUUUGUGUGAAGGUGGUGAUGCAGUAGGCAUUCUGUAUGACUGCAAUAACCGGAUUCCUCUCUAUGCAGCCACCGUGAUCAAUGGGGCCCAUUUGACCGGAAAGAGCCUCGGGGGUCGACCAAAAAUUAAAUUUUCACAAAGCAGCUUACUCAAUCCAUAUUUUCAACAACAAAAUGUAGAUUACGUACGUGCUUUAAAGCGAGAACGUUGCUACACAACACAAAUAAGGAGUGAGUACUUAGUUGAAGAGGACUGGUUAUAUGCAAGUGGACGCAGAAAACGUUUCAGGAUUCGACUCUGUCCUGGAGGGUCAGUAGUCAAAACAUCAGUUCACCGCGGACACUUGAUUGCCUCACAGUAUGGCCGCAACAAUCAAGCAAAGAAAAGAGCAACUUUCACAUACACCAACGCUGUCCCCCAGUUUGGAGUGUUUAAUUCGUACCCUUGGAGAGUCUGCGAGAGCCGACUCAUUACAUGGGGAAAUCAAAACUGUGCUCAGGUGAAAGGUGCAACAAAUAUUCGGUUAUUCAUCGUGGUUGGUGCUGUCCCAUCGACAGUACGUGGAUCCCCGAAACGGAGAUAUUUUGGCAAAAGGGGGUUCAGCGACUACAAAGACACUAUCGGCGAUUACCGAGUGAACGUGCCUAGAGUCAUGUGGACUGCUGCCUGCUGUACUUAUAGCGACAAAGGAACAUUGAAAUAUCGCAGCACGGCCUUCUGGAGAGAAAACAAUCCGGGAAACGCGCCAUGUAAUAGAGCAGACGUAGGUUCCUUAACGAGAUGGUUGUCCCGAUGGAUUGCUGAUGGCACCGUGAGUUUCAAUUUAUUUCCGCAAACAUCUCAGUGCAACAAUAUUGGAAAUUAUAUCCCUCUGCCGUGAUGAAGAUACUUGACACAGCUAACAUAAAUUAACAAAGAUCACCAAGAGCUUAGAUGAAGCUCAUUAAAUUUUAGCACAUAGCCAAAUGCUUCAUUUUUUAGACCGGGGUCAAGUCUAGUAAGUUUGUAGAAACACCGGGGCUUGUGAUCAUGUUUGACCCCACGUUCAAAUUCGAGCACUCCUUUAUAGAUUUGCUCUUUAAACUCGAUAGUGAGUUGAAAAAUAAAUUUUUAGGCAGUUCGAUGUUUAACUUUUAUAUCUGGAUUUGCUAAAUGCAGUUAGCAUCAUUCACCCUUGAUCUAAAUUUAUCUUCCAUGGAAACUUCUUUCCCACUGACUGACACAGGUCAGAUCGUGCAA